AUGGCCUCCCCCGCCCCGGCGGCGCCCCCGGGGGCCCCGGGCGCAGGAGGGUCGGGAGGGGCAGAGGAGGACCUCGGUGGUGCGGCGGGAAGGAGGCGGCGGCCUCCUCUCUCUGCCGUCUCCGCCUUCAGCUGCAUCCCGGCCAGACGGGAAGGGCCUCCGGAGCUCAGCUAUUUCCACCGGGAGGCCAAGACAGGAGAUGUUUCCAUUUAUGAUUCCAUUUUUAAAAGACCAGAGGGUUACAACAAAAAUCUUCACCGAUGUGACAGAGAACAUGCAAAGAGUUGUGGUCUUAACAUUAAUGAGGAGGAAACGGCAAGACCUGUCGCUGUUUUGUCAUCUUCAGAGUAUGGGAGACGCAUAAAUAAGCCCAUAGAGCAGCCGAUCAGAGAUCAUGCAAGGAUCAAUCACGUGCAGGCAGAAUUCUACAGGAAAAAUGGCAUCACCUGUUUAUUGGAAAAACCUUCUCCAAACCUGGAUCCAUGCUAAACCUCCUGUACCUGUCAUUACCAGCAACAUUUAUGUGGAAAAAACACCACCCACCUCACAUCAAAAAAGCAAUACGGUGCUUUUGCCUUUUCCUCUACAUUUUAGUUAAUGGGAAUGAUUUGGAUUAAAAAAAAGAUGAAAUAGCAGCA
Messenger RNA from Gavia stellata (red-throated loon), 638 nucleotides. RefSeq names its product cilia and flagella associated protein 90 (gene CFAP90). The coding region runs from base 1 to 489 and encodes 162 amino acids. The transcript has 3 exons. Lineage: Eukaryota; Metazoa; Chordata; Aves; Gaviiformes; Gaviidae. The record is from RefSeq and is a predicted model, not a curated record.